AUGUCAUACAAUCCUAUUACUUCCUUCACUACAUAUCCUCUCGACGAUCCCCUCGAUGUAUGGGGGCUUUCCUCGACCUUUGAACAGUCCCUAUGUUUAGACUCAUGCGCACACACCCAGGCUGGGCAGUCUGUUUCUGCUCUAUGGUCGGCAGAGCCAUCGCAAGCGCCUUCGUGCUUCUAUGCGGAGAGCCCACUCGGUACUCGCGAGGCCCACGACUCUGUCUGGUAUUCACACAUUUACUCCACUGCACCUCAUAAUGUGAUGCUCCUGAUUCCAGGAUACGACGCCGACAACACGACUGGAAUCGAAUGCGCUACAUUUGAUCCGGAGAUCGACCCCAUUCUACUUGCUCAUCCGAGCACCUACGAGAUUGCCUCCGCGCUGGGCGAUCCCACUCACUCCAGGCACACUCCCGCGGCUGCGGCGAACUCGGCUCUUUCAUCGUCUCCAGUGUUUCCUCCAUUGCCAUGUACCCCUUCCUCCUCACCAGACUCGAUCACGUCCUCACCAGGCAACACUGAUAGCGUCAGUGAAGCUGGGUCGUCGCGUUCUCUGUCGCUGCCCAUCCGCUCUUCCGUGCAGUCUCGUGAACACUGCCAUCACCCCUACCGCCGCAAUCGUGCAAGGUCUUCAUGCUCGGUAUCAGCGAGCGACUCUUCAUCACCAUUCCCUCGUACGGGUAGCUCCAAUACCCGUCGCUCUCCCCGUCAUACCCGCAGACGCAACGCGCAGGUCGACGGCAAGGUCCCUGAUCCCGAGGACAUGGAUGAACCUGGCAUGGUGAAAUGCAAGUCGUGCGGUCUGGUGCUCUUGAAGACCUCGAUGAAGCGGCAUAUAGAGACGCAUGGGCUGCCAGGAAAAUGGUCAUGCUGUGGGGUGCCGGUCGAGCUCGCGUCAGAGUACGGCAUUCCGGCGAGUGCAGAGCCGUAUGAGCACAAGGGUCGAUGGAUGGUUGGUGGAUGCGGGACGCACUGCAGUCGGAAAGAUGCACUGGUGCGUCACCUGAAGAGCGAGUCGAAGGAGUGCGUGGGUGAUGUGGAUGUGGCGGAUGCGCUGGGAUGGCUCGAGGAUGCGACGUAUCUCGUUGGUUGCCACCAACUCGUUCUCGGUAACGACCCUUUCGACUGUACCCUAUCGGCGUCUAUCACGUUUUCUGCCGUCGCAAUCCAUGACAUCCAGAUAACAGUUUCUCAUUCAAAUCAGAACAAUGGGGACGAAGGCUUGGCAAAUUACCAAAUCUAUCCUACUCGCUGUCUCUCAUCAGCUUUCGAAGCACGCAUUCGUCAUGAGAAGCUUACAUUCAACAUUCCGGUGCUAAUCUCCGCGCCAAUGGCUAUUUAUAAUGAAAAGGAUCUCCGCGCAGACUUCUUAGGAGAUCAAGCUCCGCUGCAGCCAUUGCCAAUCUCGAGGGUAUUGAGAUGCCAGAAUGUACCCCUGGAGUUGUCGACUUUGUUGACUUUCGCCUGGGGACGAGACGAGGGGAGUGGGAACGCGGACGCGAGCGAGCAAAAUGGGCGGAUUGUUACAAACGCGUGGGGGCCAGACCCUGCAAAAGUGUUUCUAAGCAACGGCCACCUGCUUGCAAGGUCUCCAUCUGCUUUCGACAUCUUGUCGAGGCCAACUGCAAAUGGACUAGUCAGCGGCAUCGCCUUAGCAGGCCAAAUCGGCUCGAGCCUGCCUGGCACAGCUGCGACGCCAUCCGAUCGAGAGGCCAAUAAUCAUAUCAACUUCAAUGACGCAUGCGGUCGUGACAUCAAGACUGACACUUCGUCACCCGGCGCAGAUCAGGAACCAACAACAACUAUAUACGACAAUGACAUCCACGAGACCUCAGUCGAAGAUGAGGUGGAUAAAAGUGGCUGGAAUGGGAAGGAUGCCGCUGAAGCUGCUGAUGAGAGCGAGGCUAGGUGUGAUGACAAGGAUCCCAUCGAUGUUGUCCCAUCCUUAGCUGGACUGCCUCUGGCAUCUCGCACCGGCUCGACAGCACUGCACAAGGCCUCACAAGAAAUAGGGCAUCAAGUCGAGACAAUAGGUGUAGGCGAGGGACAUUCCCUGCGGCGCAGUACUCGCAAGCGCAAACGGAUCGAUCCCGCACCCCCCAUUGUGCCUGUCGUCUCCAACCAAUCCAUCCGCCCACCUAAACGCGCACGCCCGCCAACCAGCGUCCCAGUCAAGGGCAAGGCAACAGCAGCGGCGGUUCUCAAGCCUGUUCCAAGUCUUGUGCUGCUGAAGACCACAGACGGGCGCUAUUCUUACCCACACUGUCCUGGCAGAAUAUUUCAGCGCUACCACGAUUGCCUGCGACACAUGGAUACAAGCAAGCAAUGCCUUGGAUGGAACGGCGUCAUGUACCCUUGCCAUCGCUGCGGAAGCGAGUAUACGAGGCGCGAUGCGGUAAAGCGACAUAUGGACGACAAGCCGAACUGCGCGUAG
This is a messenger RNA of Postia placenta MAD-698-R-SB12, 2436 nucleotides long. RefSeq lists its product as hypothetical. The transcript is spliced from 9 exons. The record is from RefSeq and is a predicted model, not a curated record. NCBI's taxonomy places the organism in Eukaryota, Fungi, Basidiomycota, Agaricomycetes, Polyporales, Adustoporiaceae. The coding region runs from base 1 to 2436 and encodes 811 amino acids.